AUGUUCGUGAAGCGGAAUUAUGGGAAAAAUCACGGUCACGCAGGAAAUGGCGGACGGGGCAGUGGCGUCUCGGAAGGUGCACGAGGCAGCGGCGUCUCGGAAGGCAGAAGAACGUUCAGGUAUAAGUGUCACAGAUGCCGAAAAGUAGGCCACAAGGCCGCUGAAUGUCCAGACAAAGGUAAGACUGUUGCCAAUUCUUACAAAAGUGAAGCGAACUGUUCCGAACACGUGGGACUCGUUACCGCGGAAUGUUAUCAUGUUGAACAGAAUCACAAAAGACUGAAAUGGUGUCUAGACAGUGGCGCAACGUCUCACUUAUGUAAAGACAUUAGUUGUUUUUCUGACUUUGAACGUAGACAUGAUCAUUUGAAUUUAGCAAAUAGUGAAUUUACGGACAUUAAAGGUUCCGGAACAGCUACGUUUGUUGCUGACGUUUUUGGCGACACGAAAAACAUCUCGCUCCACAAAGCUUUUCAUGUUCCCGACCUAAGAGUAAACUUACUUUCUGUUGCAAAGAUUACCGAUAAAGGAUUUGAAGUUUUAUUCAAGAAAGAAAAUGCUUUGAUCUAUGAUAGUAAUGGUGAUAUAAAAGUUGUAGCCGAUCGUAGUGGCGAUUUAUACUACGCGAGAGAAGGCGAAGCGCAGAAUAAAUCAGCUUUCAUUUCGACCAUGAAUUCUAAAAAUCUAUCCCCAGUUGUCGAGAACGAAAAUCCAGAACAUGAAUCUCCUACAACGGAACAAGAAGAGCCCGAGGUUGAUCACGAUUCUGAGCCACCCAGGCGUGCCCGCGGGAGACCCAGAAUUCGGCGAACUGGUUCGAGGGGAAGACCUAGAAAGAUAUACAGGUUUGGGCAUACUUCGCAAAGAUGCUCAAAUUCUGAGAUAUGUAUAUGCGGACGACCCAAACAUGAUACAACACCUUGCGACACACCUAUGCAUUGCGUUAAUUGUGAAGGUGAACACGCAGCCAAUUCAAGAGCUUGCCCUAAGAUGAAGGAGGAAAUAGCGAUUCAAAAAGUUAGGACUAUGGAAAAACUGAGCUAUCUAGAAGCAAAGAAAAAAGUAAUCAGGCCCAUUCCUCAAAAAUCCUACUCCGAAAUUGCGGCGACCACAAGUACGUCAAUUAAUAAUAUAAUACAAGAGUUAUUACCGCAAUUAACUAAGUCUAUUGAGAGUAAAAUAAAAGAAACCCUGGAUAACAUAAUCAGUACCAAGAAGCAUAAUUUUAAUACUAAUUCCUUCUUACCUCCCGGUCAAUAUUUUUCUGAUACAUCUACGCAACCUUCUGUAGCCGAAAAAAGGAAGCGUACCAGAACCCGAACAAGGGACGAUGAUACCGAUGAAAGUGUAUCAUCACAUAUCAGUGAAGCAUCAACUUCUACUAAAAAGAAAAGAGGCUGGCCGAAAGGGAAACCCAGGCGGCCUCCCAACUUCGCAAGAAGUGAUCAAGAAACUGAAGCCAGUCAAACUACUGACCUUACCAUUGAGAUAUAG
Acanthoscelides obtectus is the source of this 1494-nucleotide messenger RNA. The record is from the annotation of a GenBank genome assembly. Lineage: Eukaryota; Metazoa; Arthropoda; Insecta; Coleoptera; Chrysomelidae.